AUGGCGCCCAUACAAGGACUGCUUCGUCCAUACCACAAAGACGAGAAGUUCGCCCUACAGAACAGAGAACCCAGCAGCUACAACCCUCUCUAUUCCUACCGGCUCUCUCGAGGAGAGAAGAAACAGUAUGUCCAGCAAUAUGGCGACAUGUACUUCCUCCGACUGGCAAAAUUGAAGCCUGUGGUCGAGAAGAUUGCUGAAGAGGACUGGGAGGACUUCGAAAUUGCAGGAGAGAAAGCUCAGAGGGUGGACCGAGUGCUAGAUGUGAGGCAAGGCCAGCUCUGCUGGGUGGUGGGAACGAUAUACAUGGAUAUGCCGUUGAAGCCAAACAUCCUGGAAGAUAUUGGGAAAGAGCAUUGGAUUGCUGGGCCUCCGCCACGACACUCUUACUUUUCAGCAGACAUCGAGACGCAGGUUAUGUUGGAAGACGAGUCCGGCCGGCUGCGUCUGAUAGGACAAAUGCUGAAGAACAACCUAUUGGUAACCGGCGUGAUUGUCGCAGUCCUUGGAACCGAAAAUGCGAAUGGAGACUUUGAAGUGCUGGACCUGCACCUUCCUGAGCUGCCACCACAGCCAAAAAGAUGGGCGGGAGAGGAAGAAGAGGAGAAGAUGGACGUGGAUCAGCCAAGAAAGAAGAUCGCUCUCAUUAGCGGCCUGGACAUCUCUGGGACUGAGGCGGACACGCUCAGAAUCUCUCUUUUGACGGAGUACCUGCUAGGCGAGGCCUUGGACGACGAUGACAGGAAAGAAGCCAGUACGAUUUCGCGCUUGAUUAUCGCCGGCAACUCGGUGGCGUCAGAUCUUAUGCUCAAUCAUCAAACCUCGACUGAGGAUGGCAAGAAAGCCGGCAAUCGGAAAUACGGCUAUGAUGCGGCGGCCUACAACCCUUCGCCCACCGAGCAUUUCGACCAGUUCCUGGCAGAGCUACUGCCCAGCAUACCAGUUACCAUGUUAGCAGGCGAACGAGAUCCGGCUAACGCCAGUUUGCCACAGCAGCCAAUCCAUCCCGCCAUGUUCCCACAUUCCAGAGUCUAUGCAUCUGCAAACAUCACUGACCCAGAAGAAGUUGAAGAACCUGCGUGGCUGGACAGUGUCACGAACCCCUGGGAAGGAGACAUUGAUGGAUGGCGGUUCAUGGGCAAUAGCGGGCAACCUGUGGAUGACAUUCUCAAGUACGUUGAUCUGGGUGGACCUGACGGGAGCAAUACGGAUGGAAGAAUGGAAGUCAUGGUCAACAUGCUCAGAUGGCGAUGCGGCGCACCCACGGCCCCAGAUACAUUGUGGUGCUAUCCGUUCCAAGACCGAGAUCAAUUUGUGAUCGAGCAUUGCCCUCAUCUCUUCUUUGUGGGAAAUCAACCUCGCUUCGAAACUCAUGUCAUUCAAGGGCAAGAUGGCCAACAAGUUCGACUCAUUGCAAUCCCACCGUUUCACGAGACCGGCGAACUCGUGUUGGUGGAUUCUGAGACUCUUGAGGUCGGGGUGGUGAGUUUUGAUGUGCACGAUCCUGCCCAACUUGAUGGGUCAUGA
This is a messenger RNA of Capronia coronata CBS 617.96, 1527 nucleotides long. RefSeq names its product DNA polymerase delta subunit 2. Gene Ontology annotation, cellular component: delta DNA polymerase complex. Lineage: Eukaryota; Fungi; Ascomycota; Eurotiomycetes; Chaetothyriales; Herpotrichiellaceae. Bases 1 to 1527 code for a protein of 508 amino acids. Gene Ontology annotation, molecular function: DNA binding. Gene Ontology annotation, biological process: DNA replication; DNA strand elongation involved in DNA replication. The record is from RefSeq and is a predicted model, not a curated record. The transcript has a single exon.